GAGCGGGCGCUCCCCGAGGGCUCGGCUGAGGCGCAACAUGGCGGCGCUGGCCGGUUGCUGAGCGCUCGGCGCCCGCGGUGUCGCGACAGGUGACCGAGGCGGCGGUCGCAGGGAAGCAGCGGCAGGCGGACCGAGAAGGGGGAAGCCGAUAGGGCGAGGCGGAGAAGAGCGGAAGAAGGUGGCGGGGCCGGUUCGGGCCCCAGGGUGGAGGAGGCGAUGGCCCAGUGCGUGCAGUCGGUGCAGGAGUUCAUCCAGGACUCGUUCGUGCCCUUGGUGGCCGCGCUGUGCAGCGAGGAGGCGGAAAAGCUCACCCGCAAGAACAACCUGAGCUUCGCCGAGCUAGUGAAGCCCUUUUGCCGCCUCACCUCGGAAGUUCACAUGAGAGAUCCUAAUAAUCAGCUCCACAUAAUUAAAAAUCUGAAGAUUGCUGUCAACAACAUUAUUACUCACCCACCUCAGCCCGGUGCCAUUCGAAAACUCCUCAGUGAUGUUGUGUUUCUCACUCAGCCUGCUGAAGGACUAGUAGCUAAUGUGAUCACAGCUGGAGACUAUGACCUCAACAUUAGUGAUCACUCAGUUAAAGCUAGUGUUCCUUGGUACAGUAAUUGGAAAGAGACACUGAUGGAACUGAACACAUCCACGUGUUAUUCAGCUACUACUCCUUGGUUUGAGUCUUACAGAGAAUGCUUUCUUCAGUCCAUGCCUGCAUCGGAUCACGAGUUCUUGAACCACUAUGUUGCAUGUAUGCUUGUAGUUUCUUCUAGUGAACCAGAGCCUGUGGAGCAAUUUCUGAAGCUGUCUCAAGAGCAACAUCGAAUUCAACAUAGCAAUGAAUAUUUAUAUCCUAAGUGGUUUAUCCCAAACACACUCAAAUAUUAUGUGUUGCUGCACGAUGUAAGCACAGGAGAAGAGCAAAGAGCUGACUCCAUUUAUGAAGAGAUGAAGCAGAGGUAUGGAACUCAGGGUUGCUAUUUACUGAAAAUUAAUUCUCGGGUGUCCAACAGAGGAACAGAUGAACAGAUACCAGAUCCUUGGAGUCAGUACCUUCAGAAAAACACUCUCCAGAACCAGGAUUGCUAUGAAGAUGGUCCUUAUACUGUCAUUUCAAACAAGAGCACUGAUCACUUGAUAUCAGAUGGUUUAGACAGUGAAAUUAAAGAUGGCCUGCCAAAUAACUUUAAAACUCACCCCCUUCAACUGGACCUUCCCAGCAGCAGUUUGGAAAGCACUGAUUGCCCAAAGGCUGCUGUGUCACUGCAGGACUCAAAGAAAUCCAAUUCUGGGACACCUCGUGGGGCUUGCUUAACACUAACGGAUCAUGAUCGAAUUAGGCAGUUCAUACAGGAGUUCACCUUCAGGGGACUCCUGCCACAUAUUGAGAAGACAAUUCGGCAACUCAAUGAUCAGUUGAUAUCCAGGAAGGGCUUGAGUCGAUCACUGUUUUCUGCUACUAAAAAAUGGUUUAGUGGCAGCAAGGUUCCAGAGAAAAGCAUAAAUGAACUGAAGAACACUUCUGGUUUGCUGUAUCCCCCAGAAGCACCAGAGCUUCAAAUCCGGAAAAUGGCAGACUUGUGCUUUUUGGUUCAACACUAUGAACUUGCCUAUAGCUGUUACCAUACAGCAAAGAAAGACUUCUUAAAUGAUCAGGCAAUGCUUUAUGCAGCUGGAGCACUGGAAAUGGCAGCAGUGUCAGCUUUUCUUCAGCCUGGAGCUCCUAGACCGUAUCCUGCUCAUUACAUGGAAACAGCAAUUAAAACUUAUCGAGAUACCUGCAAGAACAUGGUCCUGGCUGAACGCUGUGUGCUGCUUAGUGCUGAAAUCUUAAAAAGUCAAAGCAAAUACUCAGAGGCAGCUGCUCUUCUGAUUGGUCUGACCAGUGAGGAUUCAGAUCUUCGCAGUGCACUUCUGCUGGAGCAGGCAGCCCAUUGCUUUAUAAACAUGAAAAGUCCCAUGGUUAGGAAGUUUGCAUUUCAUAUGAUACUGGCUGGCCAUAGAUUUAGUAAAGCAGGCCAGAAAAGACAUGCCUUACGUUGCUACUGCCAAGCCAUGCAGGUUUACAAAGGGAAGGGCUGGUCUCUUGCAGAAGACCACAUCAACUUCACCAUUGGGCGCCAGUCUUUUACACUCUGUCAGCUUGACAAUGCUGUGUCUGCCUUCAGGCAUAUCUUGAUCAAUGACAGCAAACAGCCUCCAGCUCAGCAAGGAGCUUUCUUAAGAGAAUAUCUUUAUGUUUAUAAGAAUGUAACCCAGCUAUCACCUGAUGGUCCCUUACCACAGCUUCCUUUACCAUACAUCAACAGCUCAGCAACUCGGGUUUUCUUUGGGCACGAUCGACGACCAGCAGAAGGUGAAAAGCAGGCAGCUACACAUGUAAGCCUGGAUCAGGAGUAUGACUCUGAAUCAUCCCAGCAGUGGAGGGAGCUUGAGGAGCAGGUUGUUUCUGUGGUAAACAAAGGGACACUACCUUCGAACUUCCAACCAACGCAGUUCUGUUUAAAUCGCUACUCGGAUAACUCCAGAUUUCCACUUGCUGUGAUAGAAGAGCCAAUAACUGUAGAAGUGUCCUUCCGAAACCCUCUGAAAGUUCCACUUCUCUUAACUGACCUGUCACUGCUGUGGAAAUUUCAACCUAAAGACUUCAGCACAAAGCACGGUGGAGAAACAAAAGAGCUGGGAGCAUGUGAUGAUGAUAUGAUAGGAACUGAAGCAAUAGCAGAGUUCUUAAUUAACAGUGAGGAAACGAAAGUGGCAAGACUAAAGCUCUUUCCCCAUCAAACAGGGGAGCUACAUAUUCUGGGAGUCGUUUAUAAUCUUGGCACUGUUCAGGGUGCUGUGACAUCAGAUGGGAUAGAUCCUUCUGUUGGAUCACAGACAGGGAAGUUUGUUGCCAAUGGGUUGUCUGUAAGAGGACGACAAGACUUAGAAAUCCAAGGGCCUCGACUUAAUAACACAAAAGAGGAAAAGACCUCUAUUAAAUAUGGACCAGAUCGGCGUUUAGACCCCAUCAUUACAGAAGAAAUGCCUUUGUUGGAGGUGUUCUUUAUAAAUUUUCCUACAGGUCUUCUCUGUGGAGAAAUCAGAAAAGCCUAUGUAGAGUUUGUGAACGUAAGCAAGUGUCCUCUAACGAUGCUGAAGGUGGUGUCCAAGCAUCCAGAGUUUUUUACCUUUGGUGGAAACACUGCUGCCCUAACACCACUGAGCCCUUCCGCUUCUGAGAACUGUAGUGCUUACAAGACUGUUGUGACAGAUCCUACCUCUGUGCAUACAGCACUGCUCUCCUCAGCUUCUUCCUUAGACUUUGGGGUUGGCACAGGAGCUCAGCCUGAAGUAAUAAACGUCCCACUUCCUGAUGCUGUUCUUCUUCCUGGGGCUUCGGUGCAGCUGCCAAUGUGGUUACGGGGACCAGAUGAAGAAGGUGUUCAUGAAAUUAACUUUUUGUUUUACUAUGAAAGUAUCAAAAGGCACUCAAAAAUGUGUCAUAGAGUAUUAAGGCACACUGCAGUUAUUUGCACUAGCCGGUCUCUGCAUAUUCGAGCAACUGCCUGCAGAAGUAAUGCACUUGAAGAUGAAGAAGGCAGAGGGGACAAUAUGUUGGUGUUUGUGGAUGUAGAAAAUAUCAACACAAGUGAAACUGGUGUUAAAGAAUUCCAUAUAGUGCAAGUUUCAAGUAAUAGCAAGCACUGGAAGCUUCAGAAGUCUGUUAACAUCUCUGAAGACAAAGAUACUAAACUUUCUAGCAGAGAGAAAGCGAAGUUAUGCUUUAAAGCAGUGAGAUGCAAAAACUCAGAAGAAAAUUACACCUUUGCAGACAUUGUCUUUGGAAAUGAACAGAUAAUAAGCUCAGCCAGUCCUUGUGCAGACUUUUUGUUUCAAAGCUUGUUCUCUGAAUUUAGAAGAACACAUGUGCAAUCUCAUCCUCAUGGAUCUCAAAGGGCUGCCAAGCAAUCAUUUGAUGAGACAGUCAGAUUAAUACAGAGAUGCAAUGAAGUCGAUUUGAACGUUGUUGUGCUGUGGAAGGCCUAUGUUGUGGAAGACAACAAACAGCUUAUUUUGGAGGGCCAGCAUCAUGUUGCCCUUAACACAGUUGGGAAGGAGGCUCUAUCCUUUCCUCAGAAGCAGGGAUUUAAAAAAAUACUCGGGAGUUCUGAUUGGGAGGACUUGGAACAGGAAUUACCGGAAACGGUUCUCUUAAAGUUUUUUCGACCAGAAAGCACAGCAGUACCUGCAAGACCAACCCCAGAGCAGCUUUCUAAUCUUAUCAAGACAAGUCUUCAUUAUCCAGAGUCCUUCAGUCAUUCUUUUCAUCAAAAGAGCCUCUGCCUGGUACCUGUCACUCUCCUGCUUUCCAAUUGUUCCCAGGCUGUUGUAGAUGUAAUGAUUGAUUUGAGACAUAAAACAACAAGCCCAGAAGCACUAGAAAUCCACGGAUCUUUCACAUGGCUUGGGCAAACGCAGUACAGGCUCCAGCUGAAAAGCCAGGAGGUCUGUAGCCUGCAGCUGAAGGCUUGCUUCGUCCACACAGGUGUCUACAACCUCGGAACCCCCAGAGUAUUUGCCAAGUUAGCGGACCAAGCGACUCUGUUUGAAACGAGUCAGCAGAACUCCAUGCCUGCACUGAUCAUCAUCAAUAAUAUCUGACCACUUCCCCUAAAAGAUGACACUUAAAUCAAUGGGAUUCUUUUCUCCUGGUGACAUUUUGCUGCAGUUUUUGGAAAUAGCACCUCAAACACCUAACUUGUUACUAAAGGUCGUGUAGGAAAGCAAAUAGCAAACUUCAGACUGCUUUGUCGGUUUGUUUCUCAAUGCAACGCACGUUGGACUGAAAUAAAUUUAUCCUUUUGUAACGUAUUUCUUCUCUGGUAAUUGAGAUCUUCAUAACACAAAAUACUCAACAACUCCAAAUCUGAACACGUUUGUAUGUCCUAUGCCCUGUCAAAACCACGACUUGGCUGCUGUUACAACUUCCAGCAUGGUGUGUUAAUAUUUGUGGCUGUAUGAGGAUGUGGUUCAGGAAGAGAAGCCCUCAUUGGCUUCUUCCUGUCUGAAGCCGUUAAUCAUGGUAAAUCCCAACCCUACUGUAAAGUUCAAUAAGGUGUUUCAAACCCACUUCUGUUCCUCAGUUCUUCAGGUUGAAGCUUUUUUUUUUUGUUUUGAGCUUUCAUGUUUAUGGAAACCUUUCAGGGUUUACAUACAAGUCCCACCUAAGGUUGUUUCAGAACUUCCUUUGACCAGUUUUGAGUAUUUUUCUCAUUCAUCUCACCACAGAAUGCACUAUUUGGCAGCCAUGGGAUUGUCAUUCAAAUUGUCACUUGCUUUAUGAUGUAACUAUACAACUGAUCUGUUUUAAACAAGGAAUAAAGAAGAAAUCUACUCCAGAUUUUCAAGAAAUGUAUUAUAUUUAUAACAAAUGUACUGUAAAUAGAAUAAAACAGACACCAUAUUCAUGAUGGA
Molecule: messenger RNA, 5451 nt
Organism: Pogoniulus pusillus (Red-fronted tinkerbird)
Lineage: Eukaryota; Metazoa; Chordata; Aves; Piciformes; Lybiidae
Gene: TRAPPC8
Product: trafficking protein particle complex subunit 8
Exons: 31
Coding region: 217-4638 (1473 amino acids)
Cellular component (GO): TRAPPIII protein complex
Source: RefSeq, a predicted model, not a curated record